This is a messenger RNA of Coregonus clupeaformis (lake whitefish), 4348 nucleotides long. Its product is annotated as transmembrane protein 42. The record is from RefSeq and is a predicted model, not a curated record. The coding region runs from base 1546 to 2001 and encodes 151 amino acids. Lineage: Eukaryota; Metazoa; Chordata; Actinopteri; Salmoniformes; Salmonidae. The transcript is spliced from 3 exons.
AAUUUAAGAUGGUUCCAGAAAUAUUUUCUGCAUGUUUUUCAGUUCAUCCAAGCAGUCAUUUCUGAAGUGCAUCACAUAUUCUAGGUCUACAUGCUUACAUUUUAGGAAGAUGUCUGCAUUUAAAACUCAUUAGCUGCUUGAUUCCUGUAGAUAUGCUGUUGCUUGAAGAACAUUAGAGACAUCUACUGGCCAUCAGUUGAAUAAUGUGAAUGGAUGGAUAAGGUUUGUUUCAGCUUGGGUCUAUAACAUUUUAUGACCUUAGAAUUAUUAAUUAAAUAGGCACUGUGCAAAAAUCCAUACAACACAUACAAAAGUAAACUACUUGACACAGCUGAGAAAAACAGUGGCCCAGUGUUAUUCUGAUGAAGGUUGGCGCAUUCAUAGUAUUGUUAGGUUCAUGUUUCAGAGGGGUUAUCUUACAUAGAUCUCUUACAGUCUCAAAUCUAUAAUACAGAUUAGAUUCUUCUUUGAUAAUAGAUAAGAAAUGGGAGGAGCAGAAAUAGAUAGACUAUAUACUUUUAAAAAACUUUAUUUAGGGAAACUCCAAUAGUAGCAGACAUUUUACCCCACUUCAUUCCCUCUCUGUCUGCACAUAAUGAGGAUUUCAAGUCUUGUCCCAGUUCCAUCUGUGACAGCUCCAUCAAUCUGAAGGGCAGAGAUAUGGCUGAACUAAGUACCGUCACUCUCCCCUCCACUUGUUGAGGAGACAGGAGAUGUGUCCUAAACUGCACCCUAUUCCUAUGUAGUGCACUUAUUUUGACCAGAGCCUAUAAGGAUCUAUAUAAGGAAUAGGGUGCCAUUUGGGACGUAAUCGGGUGGAGUUUGUAGGUAAUGAACCUUUAUGAUCCAGUUCAUCAGUAUGCUGAAGUGAACAUUUAUUCUGAGGGCCCCGGGCCCCAAUCUGAGGGCCUCACUGUCUGGAUCAGGAUUGGGAUGUGUGAGUGAGUGUGUGUGUGCGUGCAUGCGAUAUAGGCUACUGGGCUGAUUUACUGAGAGUAGCCCUGCCUUGCCCCACUCAAAGACAUUACAUUAGCAUCGAUCCUCCACUCCAUCCCACAUUAAAAUAAAGCAGAUUAAGAAAGUAGUAGGCUAUAAGGCUAACCUGCCUAUUGCCUAAUGUAUGAUUAUUUUUGUGAUUAAAAUAGAAUGUCUGGCUUUUAAUUUAAUUUAAUAUUCUGAAUAUUAAUUAUACGAAUUAAAGGUAUAUUAUGAUUAAUUAAUUGGGUCUUGCAUUUGAGAGACUAGAACUCGCUCAUAGACGUAAAGAUUCCUGAAAGAAAUACAUUAAUAUCCAAUGGCCACAUAAUUAAUGAACACGUGAUGCUGCUGAAUAAACUACUCAUCCCACAAUGCUACACAGCUGUGGAGUUAUUUUUUCCAACCACGUCGUACACCUACCCGCGGACAAAGUAUUUUGAUUGGUGUGGCUGCCUCCGGACGGUUGUUGGUAGGAAGGAAGUAGCCUACAGAUUCUGACCGCACUCUCAGCUCAAUACCGCCGUAGAAAUGUGAUGGAUUAGAAAAAUAUGUGCCUCGGUUGUCAAUAUGUUCCCCGGCGUUUUCUAUGCGCUCCUGGCGGGGUUUCUCGGGGCUGUCGCAUCUUCAUCUGCAAAGCUGUCACUUGGAGCCGAUUACCUAAAAGGUGUAUGUGAAACGGGGCUACGAACAUGGGGAGAGCAGCGGAAAUUUAGACAACCGGACGAAACUACCGCUUGUGACUGGCUACACAUCCCCCUGAGGCUGCUUUGUGGGGGGCUGCUCUUCACCUGUAAUGCUGUGAUGUGGACGUUCCUCGCUAAGGCGCUCAGGUACUCUUCCUCCUCCACCCGAACUACUGUGACCACCACAGCUUCCAACUUCGUAUCUUCCGCCUUUUUGGGGCAACUUAUCUUCGGGGAGACCCAGAUUGCGUUGUGGUGGGUGGGAAUCUCCCUCACAUUCUCUGGCCUCCUGGUGCUUCAGAGGGCGGCCCCCCAUGACAGAGCCAGGAAGGACAAAUGACAACCUGUCGGAAGGCACAACUCAUUAACUGAUAUAGAAAGAAACCAGUAAUGUAACCUAUAGCCUACUAUCUGUGACAAACAAUAGCAUUUCUCGGGUGAAUGGCUGUCGUGGCAAAUUUGGAAGGUAAAGCACUGUCAAAACAUACCUAUGUAAGGAGAAUACAGUGAUUUAUGGUUUGUAACACUUUGACAUCAUCAGCAAUGUGUGCAUGACAUCGAUACUUCACCAUGCAUACACUCAGCCUCAGAUCACAAAAGCUUUAUUUUGCUCACAUAUCCUAAGAUGACACGCACUGUAAACUUCCACGCCAACAUUGAUCAUUGCAUGUUCAAGGUGAUGUGUGAACCAAAGUGAUAAGUCACACAAAUGCUGCUACUGCUGGACAUAAGCAAAUACAGCAAACACAGAUAUUCUCAUAGCUUAUUACAGUAUCAUACAUGAUGUGGCUCAGAGAAUACACUUCAUGGCCUUGAUAGGAACUUCUCCUCGGUUGUAUCAUGUUUAUAGCCUCAUAUCUUGAGGGCUUGACCCUCACACAGAGUUUUGACAUGUUUUGUGGAUUCUGAGGUGGAUUGGCCUUGCCUGCCUUUAUAGCAAAUGUCUAACAGAAAGUUCCUAACAAGGUCUAAACCCAAAUAAGUCAAACCAAAGUACACAAAUAUGUUGAUCCUGCCUGGUACCCACUGUAACCACAGCAAGUCUCUGUCAAUGCAGUGUGAAGUCAAACUGCUAAGUGGCCCAAAAAAAUCAUACUGACCUUCUCAGCUGCCUGUAAAGUGAUACGGUUUAGUUCACUCCAAAAUCAAAAUUUGUCAGACAUUUUCAAACCUCAAAAGUGGUGUAAUGUCGAGAUGAGACAAACUCCAAUGAAUGGAAAGGAUAGGCACUGUCUAACUUCAAAAUGUUUAGACUGUGCCUGUCUUUCCAAUUAAUUUUGAUUUGAGGCACAGAGCUGGAUCGACACAGCAGACGGCCUGGACUUCAUGACAUUAGCCCACGUCUGACCUCAACUUUUAAUUUUGGAGUGAACUAUCGCUUAGUCCCUUUGGCUGAAGACAUUAAUUUGACUUAAUGGGGUGCCCAAACAACAGUUACUCAAAUGUCUGGCCUUUUAAUUGAGUGCCACCAGCUUUUUGUUUUUCCAGCUGUAGGCAUGUAUCAUUGAGGGAUAAAAAUGUACAACCAGUUUGAGGUUAACCUCGGGAGAAGGGAACCAUCCAGUAGCACAGUCCCUCCCUCUGCAUCUUCCAAGACUUCCAAAAGGUCAAAUGUUGCUGUGGGGUUUCUAACCCAACUACUGAAAGUAGUGUUAUAUUUCUAGCAUGUUUGUCCUCCAACAGUGUACUUCCCAGAUAUUCCUUAACACUGUGAUGUGCUAUUGUGGAAAUGGGCUUUGUGCGUAAUACUGACAACAAACGUUACUGUAGACUGGAGUUUGACUUUACAACUUUACUAUAUGAUCACACUUUGCUGUUGUUUUUUUAUACAUAUCAUAUGCAUGCAACAACUAAUAGUAGCUACCGGUAUUCUGACUGUAGCUAUUAGACGAUGAUAUGUCUGGAUAAUUGAAGAAGAACGCACACUAUGAAAUCAGCUCUCCUUCCAGUUGCAGUACAUUACAGACUGCAGGUGUUGUAUGUAAUGUAAUCUACUUUCCUGGCAAUGUGACUAUCAAUGCUAUUGAAUUAGGACGGGAGACAUUGGUGCUGACAUUUCUCCUGUGUUCUCCAGUCAGUCUUACCUGUGAAGCCAAUGUCACUGAGGGCAAGAGGAAUCAAUGCAUUAGAAUAGUGGUUUCAUGAAACUUUUCUUUUAUCGUCAGCCCCAGAAUGGGACCCAUUUGUUUUAACCAUUAAACUGUAGAUAUGGAUAUUAUAAACUGUAGAGAUAAGUUUGGGAGGUGCAUAUGACUGACCUGAUAAACUCUGUGUUCCAGAUUAGUGCAGCACUGGGUCCCUACAAGAGGGAUAAAGAAAUGCAAUGUAUUAUAAAUAAACAUGCAUUAUUAAGAGUCGUUGAAAUGGUUACUUGGACAAUCCACCUCCCCAUCCUUUGAAUAUGUUGCUUGGCUCUUAGUAAAUUGUGUAUGAUAAGGGAGGACUUCUCAGAAAAUGGCUGUUAGCCAAUAGAAUUAGAUUGUCACACAGACACAGCAGCAGUAUGUGCAAAAUGUUAGUCAUAAUUUAUUGGACAACAGGGGCAGAGAGAAACAGGUGUUUGGGCAUACCUCAAUCUCAUGAACCACAUCUAGUCUAACAUAACCUAUUUUAAACUAACGUUUGUAAAUGUAAAAUGUUUUCAAUUUGAUGGUACACAAUGUUGAAUAAACCUCUCAUCUAGGAAA